AUGAGCAAGCCUAAGGCAGAGGCAACGAGCAAACCUCUGCACAGAAACAGUCGAUAUGAUUAUUAUCUCUGUUUCGAUGUUGAAGCGACUUGUGAAGAAGGCUUUUCGUUCGAAUUUCCUAAUGAAGUCAUUGAAUUUCCGGUCGUAUUGCUUGAUGGCUUGACAUUUGAAAUUGUCGAUGAAUUUCAUUCAUAUGUUCAGCCAAUCCAUCGACCUAUUUUGAGCGACUUUUGCAAAGAAUUGACCGGUAUCUCACAAGAGACGAUCGAUGAGGCGCCCACAUUUGUAGAGGUGCUCGCGCUUUUUGAAGCAUGGCUCACGAAGCAUAAAAUCAUCCUCGACGAAGAUUCUCUAGAAUUUGCCAUUAGUUGUAAUGACAAUGGUCCCUUCGACAUUCGUGAUUUUAUUGCCAAGCAGUGCCUUCAUUCUCAGAUCCCUCGCCCAUCUUAUUUUACUCGACCUUAUCUCGAUAUUAGAACCCGGUUCCGCGACUUUUUUGAUCUCAUCCAAUGGUGCAACCUCGAAGGCAUGCUCACAUUUCUGGGACUGGAAUUUCAAGGGCGACAACAUAGUGGUAUCUGCGAUGCACGAAUGGUCGGGUUAAUUGCCAAAGAGUUAGCA
This is a messenger RNA of Lobosporangium transversale, 621 nucleotides long. RefSeq names its product ribonuclease H-like domain-containing protein. The transcript has 3 exons. The record is from RefSeq and is a predicted model, not a curated record. Gene Ontology annotation, biological process: exonucleolytic trimming to generate mature 3'-end of 5.8S rRNA from tricistronic rRNA transcript (SSU-rRNA, 5.8S rRNA, LSU-rRNA). Lineage: Eukaryota; Fungi; Mortierellomycota; Mortierellomycetes; Mortierellales; Mortierellaceae. The annotation marks the transcript as partial. Gene Ontology annotation, molecular function: nucleic acid binding; 3'-5'-RNA exonuclease activity.